AUGCCCGCAGUGAGUGACCGAUCUCAGAAAAUGUUGACUGAAAUUCUGAAAUGCGUUCUCAAUUAGGAAGGAUUACUUAGGUGGGGUUGUAAUACUGAUUAUCAUGCAGCAUAACCCUAUAACAUUUUGGACUUGGCAAGAUGUCAGCUUUUGAAUACACUGCUCUUCAAUCUCCUGUGGAAACCGUACUCGGUGAAAAGGGGCUACUUACGUAGCAUGCAGUUUUCGCAUUGAUUUUCGAUGGUCUCGCAAAUCCAAAUAUAUUUUGUAGAAAACACAAACAAAAAUACGCUUUCCUUCAGUCGUUGGAUAGAGAAUCACGUCAUCUUUAUAUUUUAUACUCGAAAAAGAAGUAUAAUUGGGUUUUAAAAUUUUUUUUAAUUGCUGAAUAAUUCGGAGCCUGACCAGUCGUUGCACUAGCGCUUAGUGAUUUCAGUCUACAAGGUGCGUGCGUUCCGAGUAAAGAAAGUCACAUAUUCUUUUACGUUCUUAAGAAGAUAUCAUACAGAGUCCAUAAAAUUCUGCAAUGGAUACGCACUGUGUUAUACAUUUCAUGAGGAGCAGUGGUAAAAAUACAGGUACGAUGGUAUAUGAGUGUACAUUUUACGGUCUUAAAAAAUCUCAUAAUUAGAAACUUUUUUAAAACCCAAUUAUACUGCUUUUUCGAGUAUAAAAUAUAAAUAAGGCGUGAUUCUCUAUUGAAUAACUAAAAGAAGGCAUAUUUUUGUUUAUGGUUUCUAUAAAAUAUAUUUGAAUUUCCAGGACCAUCGAAAAUCAAUGGGAAGAAUGCGUGCUACUUAAGUAGUCAUUUUUCGCCGAGUACGGUUUCCACAGGAGAUUGAAAAGCAGUGUAUUCAAAAGCUGACAUCUUGCCAAGUCCAAAAUAUUAUAUGGUUAUGCUGCAUGAUAAUCAGUAUUACAACCCCACCUAAGUAAUCCUUCCUAAUUGAGAACGCAUUUCAGAAUUUCAGUCAACAUUUUCUGAGAUCGGUAACUCACUGUAGGUGGAAACUUCCUGGUGAAUUCGCAGUUGUUGCUUUUACAGUCACUAACAACCUCUUCUGUAAACCAAACAAUUCUUUUUCCUCUUCUUCCUUCCCCCUCCCCCUCCUAGUUCUUCUUCUUCUUCUUCUUCUUCUUCUUCUUCUUCUUCUUCCUCCUCUUCUUCUUCUUCUUCUUCUUCUUCUUCUUCUUCUUCCUCCUCUUCUUCUUCUUCUUCUUCUUCUUCUUCUUCGUCGUCGUCGUCGUCUUCUUCUUCUUCUCCUCCAUAUUCCCCUCGUCAUCAUGCAAUUCCUCUCAGGUAGUCUCAGCCCAGCAGUCCCUUGUUCCAUCGCCCCGCAACCAGUUACUGCCUGCCCACAAAGGCAUCUCCAAAGUGAAGGGGACGCAGUCCAACUAG
Molecule: messenger RNA, 1399 nt
Organism: Spirometra erinaceieuropaei
Lineage: Eukaryota; Metazoa; Platyhelminthes; Cestoda; Diphyllobothriidea; Diphyllobothriidae
Source: the annotation of a GenBank genome assembly